AUGUUCUCGGUAAAUGGUUGUUUCCACCGGUUCUGCUUUUCCUGCAUGAAGCAACAUAUUGAAGUGAAACUGCUCGGAGGGCAAACUGCUAGUUGUCCGAGUGAUGGGUGCAAAUCAGAAGUAAAGAUGGAGUGUUGUGCAAAAUUUUUGGAUCCUAAGCUGGUUGAUGUGAUGGUCCAACGCAAGAGAGAAGAAUCGAUCAGUGUUUCAGAUAAAGUCUAUUGUCCAUAUCCCACGUGUUCGGAACUGAUGGUCAAACAUGAAGUCUUGGAAUAUACCAAACAGUUUUUCCUUGGUGCUGAGCAAUCUGGAGCGAGAAAAUGCAUGAAAUGCGGGCUGUUUUUCUGCACCCAGUGCAAGGUACAGUGGCACUAUAAGAUCUCCUUCGAUGACUACAGAAGAUCAAAGGGCUAUCAGAAUGCCGGGGAUGGAAUGUUGAAGUCUUUGGCACAGAGCAAGCGUUGGCGACAAUGCAUAAAGUGUAACAAUAUGGUUGAGCUUGUUUGGGGAUGCUACCAUAUAACCUGCAGAUGCGGAUACGAGUUUUGUUACACGUGUGGAGCUGAAUGGAAGUUGAAGAAAGCAACAUGUUCGUGCCCGAUCUGGGAUGAGCGGAACAUAAUCCGUCAAAGCAAUGUGAAUCCUAGGAAGUGA
Arabis nemorensis is the source of this 654-nucleotide messenger RNA. NCBI's taxonomy places the organism in Eukaryota, Viridiplantae, Streptophyta, Magnoliopsida, Brassicales, Brassicaceae. The record is from the annotation of a GenBank genome assembly.